Molecule: messenger RNA, 695 nt
Organism: Drosophila teissieri
Lineage: Eukaryota; Metazoa; Arthropoda; Insecta; Diptera; Drosophilidae
Exons: 2
Coding region: 47-661 (204 amino acids)
Source: RefSeq, a predicted model, not a curated record
AGCAAAAGGGUCACACCCAUAUUGUCAAAUUGCAAAAAUUAUAAAUAUGGAUAGUAAUGAAACAGGAACAACAAAUGAAAAUUCUACACAGCAAUCGAUCGCUUUACGGCGGGAAUUGCGCAGAAAGAAAAUAUUGGAGGCAUCCAAGGCACGACUGGACAAAUUGAAUGGCAGAGCGUCGGCGGCGUUUCAGAAUGAAAACCUCGAUGGUGAACCCACAAAUACGCAAUAUUCCGAUCCAGAGGUAGAGCCGGAUAUUCCAAUAAGGCGUUCAUUUUUUCCAGAACAACCUCCACCGCCGAAAAUCUCGAAACGAAAUGCAUGGCUAAAAAGCAGAGUUCAUAUAAUGCUAGCGGCUUGCUUUGGAUUUCUAUUGGCUCUUUAUACAAACAGCAGUGUUUUCAUUCCCGUUCUGCUUUUCGUGAUUGCGGAGCUGGCUUUCCUGCAAUAUUAUAAAGAAGACCAUUUACCGGCCAGCGUUGGACCCAUGUUACUUAUGUUCAUCAAUCCGAAUAUUACCAGCAAAAUUAAGCAGUUUAGCAGUAUAUUCUUUAUUCUUCAGUCACUGUUGGGUGAUCUUGCGAUAACCGUCUGCGUUGUUUGCUCAGGAAGCCUGCUCUUACUAAAUUUAAACCCCGACUAUGUUACAAUUGUUAAAUAAAGAUGAUUGCCAUGACAAUUACUUUGCAAAACCA